AUGAAAGUGUUGUAUUUUGAAUCUAUAGCGAAUCCAAGCUUGAAGGUGUUGAAUAUUCCUGAGCUGACUAGAAUUGGACACAAGAAAGGAGUGAUUGUGCUGGUUAACAACAUGUUUGCUCCCAAGAUGAUUUUUGUGGCCCGUCUUGGGGUCGAUGUCGUCGUUCACAACCUCACCAAGUUUAUCAACGGGGGUGGUGAUAGUAUUACAAGAGCUGUGUGUGGGUCUAAAAGCUUUGUGAAUUCAUUGAUGGACUUUCAACAAGGUGGGAUAAUGUUGUUAGGUCCAACAAUGGAUGCAAAAGUAACAUUUGAAAUCUCUGAAAGAAUCCUACAUUUGGGCUUUCGGAUGAAAGAACAUGGUCGUCGUGCAUUGGAAUAUGCGACCAGGCUUAAGAAACUUAGAAUCAAAGUCCAUUACCAAGGCUUAAAAAACACCUACAACACGAAGUUUUGA
This is a messenger RNA of Lathyrus sativus (Indian pea), 456 nucleotides long. NCBI's taxonomy places the organism in Eukaryota, Viridiplantae, Streptophyta, Magnoliopsida, Fabales, Fabaceae. The record is from the annotation of a GenBank genome assembly.